CAGCGGCGGCGCGACGGGAGGGUGGGAGGAGACGCACCCGCUGGCGGGCGGGGGCGCUGGGACGCGGCUGGGGCUCCCGCCCGAGGUUCCUGGGAGUGUUUGGGACCGUGAACCCCGGCGCGAGGAGCUAGCGAGCACGGGAGCCAACGAGUGCGGAGUGGACAGCGGGCGGAGCGGAGCCGCGGGACGGAGCGGGCUCAGAGCCCGAGUCUCCGCGACUCGGCUCGGGACCCGGCGGCGGGGGCGGCGAUGUUUCACUGCAUCCCCCUGUGGCGGUGCAACCGUCAUGUGGAGACCAUCGACAGGCGCCACUGCUCGCUGGUCUAUGUCCCCGAGGAGAUCUACCGCUACGCCCGCAGCCUGGAGGAGCUGCUGCUGGACGCCAACCAGCUCCGCGAGCUGCCAGAGCAAUUUUUCCAGCUAGUCAAAUUACGAAAGCUUGGACUUAGUGAUAAUGAAAUUCAGCGGCUCCCUCCAGAAAUAGCAAACUUCAUGCAGCUGGUGGAACUUGACGUGUCUCGAAAUGAUAUUCCUGAAAUUCCAGAAAGCAUCUCAUUCUGUAAAGCACUGCAGAUAGCUGACUUCAGCGGAAACCCACUGACUAGAUUGCCAGAAAGCUUUCCUGAAUUACAGAAUUUGACGUGUCUUUCUGUAAAUGACAUCUCACUGCAGUCCCUGCCUGAAAAUAUUGGCAAUCUUUAUAACCUGGCUUCCCUGGAACUGAGAGAGAAUCUUCUUACAUAUCUUCCUGACUCUCUUACCCAGCUGCGGAGACUAGAAGAACUUGAUUUAGGAAACAAUGAAAUAUAUAAUUUGCCAGAAUCAAUUGGAGCUCUCUUACAUCUAAAGGAUCUCUGGUUGGAUGGAAAUCAGCUGUCAGAAUUACCUCAGGAAAUAGGAAAUCUGAAGAACCUACUGUGCUUAGAUGUCUCUGAAAAUAGGUUGGAAAGACUUCCUGAAGAAAUCAGUGGCCUGACUUCAUUAACGGAUUUAGUCAUUUCCCAGAACUUACUAGAAAUGAUUCCAGAUGGCAUCGGAAAACUAAAGAAAUUGUCGAUCUUGAAGGUGGAUCAGAACAGACUCACACAGCUGCCUGAAGCAGUUGGGGACUGUGAAAGCCUCACUGAAUUAGUUCUUACAGAAAACCGGCUCCUGACUUUACCUAAGAGCAUUGGAAAACUUAAGAAGUUGAGCAACUUGAAUGCAGACAGAAAUAAAUUAGUGUCUUUACCAAAAGAGAUUGGAGGGUGCUGCAGCCUCACUGUAUUCUGUGUGCGUGACAACAGACUAACUCGGAUACCUUCAGAGGUGUCGCAGGCCACAGAGCUUCAUGUCCUGGAUGUGGCAGGGAACAGGCUGUUACAUCUGCCUUUAUCCCUGACCGCCUUGAAGCUGAAGGCUUUGUGGUUGUCUGACAACCAGUCGCAGCCCCUACUCACGUUCCAGACGGACACAGACCACACCACAGGAGAGAAGAUUUUGACCUGUGUCUUGCUUCCUCAGCUGCCUUCUGAACCUACUUGCCAAGAGAACCUCCCUCGCUGUGGGGCACUGGAGAGCUUGGUGAAUGAUGUCCCGGAUGACACCUGGAAUGAGCGUGCAGUGAACAGAGUCAGUGCAAUCCGAUUUUUGGAAGAUGAGAGAGAUGAAGAAGACAAUGAAACGAGAACACUUCUGCGGCGAGCCACUCCACACCCAGGGGAGCUAAAGAACAUGAAAAAGACAGUGGAGAAUUUACGGAAUGACAUGAAUGCUGCUAAAGGACUGGAUUCAAACAAAAACGAGGUCAAUCACGCCAUUGACCGAGUGACCACUUCUGUAUAGAACUUCACCUCCAAGUUUUACCUCCCGUGUCUUCCCCUGCUGUUGAGAUCCUGUCUCCUCCCCAGGAGCAACGCGUGGCCCUGGGGCUUCACCAGAACGUUGUGCGUGCCCGUCACCGCCCCGGAACGUGUGUGCGUGCACGUCACCGCCCCGGAACGUGUGUGCGUGCACGUCACCGCCCCGGAACGUGUGUGCGUGCACGUCACUGCCCCGGAACGUGGGCGCAUGCGCAUCACGGCCCAGGCCGCAUGCUGGGCUGCUGCUGUCCCCAUGGAAGUGCCUUAUUCCGGCUCCUCAGCCAGCCAGGGCACCAGUGCGCCCCCGGUAUGCCGCCUCUCCCCUGACUUCUAGUCAUUUGUCAUAAGUAGAAUACACUACUGUAAACACCUGACCUUUGCUUCUGUCUUAUGUUGGGGUAAGGGAGCGCAGGAAGGGAAGUUUUGUUGAUCCUCCUCCCUCCCAUAAAGUGCUGGGACAUUUUGAGCCCAAGUUCUCUUGGACCUACUGAUGAGAGAUAGUUUUACGUACGGCGCAUAAUUGAUCCUUUUUUAAAAAACUUUUUGGCAGCUCAGAUGGUGUAAAUUUAAAAAUUUUGUAUAGGUAUUUCGUAACAAAAAAAAAUGUGUAUUUCUUUUUUGUUAUUUUAUCUUGGAAACGGUACAUAUUUUAGCAUUUGUGCAGGAAAAAAAAACACAAAACAGUCCUAAAGUAUUUGUUUUCACUUGUACCACCCACUUGUGCCUUACUGUAUCCUGAAUCAUGUCAAACCAGUUGUACGCAGUGGCAUCGAUGAGCAGUGAGAUGAGACUAGGAGUGUGGUACUUUUAAAGCAGUGUUGGAUUUUAAUCAGUAAUCUACCUGGUGGAUUUGUUUUUAACCAAAAAGAAGAGUUACCACCAAUUUGUAAAUUUUAUCAGUAGAUUUUUUUUAAAAAGAGGAACCAAAGGAUUAGACUGCUAAUAUUUCAUGUCUUACACUUUAACUUUUUAUGAAUGAGUCUCUUGUAAUGAGUGCAGCAUCUGAUUGUACCUGUUUGGAAGGUAUAUGCCAUUUGUAAAAUAAAAUAGAGGAGAAAAGCACAAAAGGAGAAAACUGGUUCAGAAAUUCAGUGGAUAAAUUAACUAUGUACUGCAAAAGAAAGUAUGAUUUUUAUGGAAGAAAGCUUUAAAAGUUUUAUAUUGAGAUAUAAAACCACAAUAAAGCAAAAUAACCAUAUUAGAAAUGUUGCUAUCUUUGUAAGUGCAAUUUAAUUUGUAAAUAGAAUUUGAAUCAAAGUAUAACAAAUACUUGCUUCCAGUAUUAAUUUUAAAUCUGUUAAUUUAAGGGGCAUGGGGGUAUGCUUUGGUAUGUUUCUGUUGAUUUCUUUCCUUUUUUUUUUUUUUUUUUUUUUUUUUUUGGUAUAAUGUCAUAAAAAGCAAUGAAAGUACCAGUCGCUAUGUGGUAUCUAGGAAAAUCAUGAUACUGUUGGUUUUUUGUUUUCUCUCCAUGAAAUAAAAUCAUCCUGGAAUUAACGAUA
Lontra canadensis (Northern American river otter) is the source of this 3340-nucleotide messenger RNA. It is a transcript of the gene LRRC1, whose product is annotated as leucine rich repeat containing 1. The record is from RefSeq and is a predicted model, not a curated record. Bases 250 to 1824 code for a protein of 524 amino acids. Lineage: Eukaryota; Metazoa; Chordata; Mammalia; Carnivora; Mustelidae. The transcript has 14 exons. Gene Ontology annotation, biological process: neurotransmitter receptor transport postsynaptic membrane to endosome; neurotransmitter receptor transport, endosome to postsynaptic membrane. Gene Ontology annotation, molecular function: protein binding. Gene Ontology annotation, cellular component: postsynaptic density; adherens junction; postsynaptic membrane.